Paramuricea clavata is the source of this 559-nucleotide messenger RNA. The record is from the annotation of a GenBank genome assembly. Lineage: Eukaryota; Metazoa; Cnidaria; Anthozoa; Malacalcyonacea; Plexauridae.
AUGGGUACAGUGCUUAGUCCUAAAUUCACUCCAGCAUCCACCCCUGCUACUAUCUCAGAAAUUUUAAUGACUACUUUGCGUCUGUCUUCAACCGAACUGAUUUGGACGAUUGAACAUCUGUCGUCAUCUCUUCUUAUUUCUCCAACUCCAGACCACGCUUUCUCUCAUGAUAUUUUCUUAACAACCGAGCAAGUUCUAAAUACACUUCUAGCUCUCGACCCCGACAAGGCCACACUCAAAGAGACUGCACAACAGAUUGCACCAUCACCGACCAAGCUUUUUAAUAGAUCACUCAGCUGUGGCGUUUUUCCUGACGACUGGAAGCGUGCAAACAUUGUGCCUCUGCAUAAAAAGGGGAUUAAACGUUAUGUUGAGAAUUAUAGACCCAUCUCACUCCUCAGCCUUAUAUCCAACGCCCUAGAAUGGUGUGUGCUUAGAAAUGCAAGAGAUUACUUACUAGAUUUGAUCAACUGUUUUCAACAUGGCUUCAUCCCGGGGAAAUCAUGUACAACCCAACUAUUAGUGGUACACAAUUACAUUGGGUCCUUGCUGGAUGCUG